Messenger RNA from Heterotrigona itama, 10874 nucleotides. Lineage: Eukaryota; Metazoa; Arthropoda; Insecta; Hymenoptera; Apidae. The record is from the annotation of a GenBank genome assembly.
AUAAAUUGUCUGUUUUUAAAUGUAGAAAAUUUUUUCAUUCCACUAACUUCAAAUCAAGUAACGUUUAUGGUUAGUGGAUGAAUGAUAUGAAUACAAAAAACACAAAAAUACACAAUCUCAUAGUAAAGAAUACAUAAAACUAUAAUUAUCAAACUUUUCAUACGAUAUAAAUGUUACACGUAAAAUUAGAAGCUUUUUAAACAAAUAUCUCUAAAUAUUUAAUUAACUAUUUAAUUUAGUAUCUUAAAUUUAUAAUCUAUUUUUUUUUCAUGAAAUUAAUCAUAAUUAUGUGUGAUGUAAAGACAUAAAGUUGAGAAAAAUGUAUAUUUUUAGAAAUAUUUCGUUUUGUGUUUGUCAUCUAUUACUUUCUUAUUCAAUGUUCUAUGUAUGUAUGUAAAUAAUAUCAUAUUAAGUAAACACAAUACAACUUUUGUUUACCAGGAUAUUUUAUUAUAUGUAAUUCUAACAUUUUUAUAGUCCUUUAAUAUUCAUUAAAAUGUCGAAAAAGAUUCCACUUACUCAAAAUGACAUACAACCUACAUUUAAAGGAUUUAUCGAACGUAUGAAAAAGAAAAGUGUUACACGAUCUAGCACUCCUAAGUCAUCAAAUACAAAUAUAAGACCAGAUGAUAUACCUAAGGAUUUUGAACCUUCUAAUACAGAAAAAUUAGAAACGAACGAUAAAACAUCAUUUAUAUCUUCUGAUAACUUGAAUGAUUCAACAUGUAGUGCUAUUAAAAGUUCUAUAAAAGUAAAUGACAAUUUAAACAAUAGUGAAUGUCCUAAAAAGGAGACACCAUUAAAUGAAAAAAUUACGCCACAAUUCACUAAAUUCAAAAAUGUACAAAAAUCGAAAAUUAAACUUAAUUACUUAUCAGAUAGUGAAGAUGAUAUAGCGGUAAAACCAAUUUUAAGUUUAAAUAGAAAAAACAAGAUUCUCGAUAGUAGUGAUGAAGAACAAAUAUUAAAUAAAAGUUUAUCAGUUUUAAAAGGAGAUAAACCACUUGAGAUGUCUAUGCAAACAUCUAUUGGGAGCAAUAAUGUGCAAACAGAAGUACAAAAAAAAAAUUUAAUUGAAAAUAAUAGUCUAAGAACUCCAAAAAAAUAUUCUAAAUUCAAGGAUGAAGAAAAUAUUAUAAUAUCAGAUUCUGAUAGCAGCCCAAAUUUUAAACAAAACUCAAAAAGAGUUACAAAAGAAUGGAUAGGACCUGAUUUCAAAUUAGAUUUAAAACCUUUAGGCUUAGGAAAUCAAUUAGAUUCAUGGAUACAAUACGCAAAAGAGAAACCAAUAAUGUCUUCAGUACCAAUUACAAAAGAUAAAUUAGAAGAUAGAUAUAAAUAUUUAAAAGAUUUUCAAAUAGAAAUUCUUAAUAAAUUUUACACUGCAUUAGAUCAAAUACCAUUGCCAGUGUUAGAAAAAUUUCCACAGUUUAAUGUAAAUACAUAUAAAAAUUUAAAAAUUUUAUAUCAACAUGUUAAAGCAAAAAUACGUUUAGUUGAGACAAAGUUAGCACAUGUUAAAACUGAUGAAAAACAAAAACUUGCCGAUGAAGAAUUAUCUGAAGUUAGAAAUAAAUGCAUAAAUAAUUCACCAUUAAUCAAAAUACCUAAAACUUUAAAUCAGCAGUCAAUUAUAAGUAUUUCAGAUAGUGACGAUUUCAGUACAUCUAACAGUAAUUUAUUAGAUCCAGACUCAAGUUAUACUAUGAAAGCACAAACCACAACUUUGUCAACAGUAAAAGAAUUCCCCCAAUUAUUACAAACAAACAUCGAAUCGCAAGUGAAAGAUCAAAAGAAAAAUAUAGAUUUACAUUGUUCUGAACAAACUAAGUCAAAUGAUUCUCUAGUUCAAGGAAAAAAGAGUACAUUUCAAUUGAAAAGACCCGUCAAAGCAACAAUUGGGUCUGAAGUUUCUAAACAAAUAGAAGAAAUAUGGGAAAAGGAAGAAAAAUCCAAAGUUACUAAUACUAAAAGUGAAGUUUCUAACUUUAACACAGAUAUUAGUUUUGAUAAUAUAUACGAUCAAGAAAAAGUAGAAAUUAAUAAAAGUACAUAUUUUGAAUCGAAAAAGAAAGAAAAUUUUGAAAUUUCUGAAAAAUUAAAACAUGAAAAUAAACAAGAUGAUUGGAAUAUAGUAGAUGAAUCGUAUAUAGAAGACAAUAUCGCAUUUUCCGAAGACAUAGUUGAGAGUUUAACUCAAGAACUUCAACAAUUUCCUGCAUUGAGUAAAGAUUGUAAUAUAAACUCAAGUUUAUCAGGUCUUCCGACAAAAAUUUGGAUUAUAUUCAUUUAGACCAAACCAAUUGCAAGCAAUUAAUGCUGCAAUUUUGGGAUUUGAUUGUUUUGUUUUAAUGCCAACUGGAGGAGGAAAGUCACUGUGUUAUCAACUGCCAGCACUCUUAUUAAGUGGAGUAACCAUAGUAAUUUCACCAUUAAAAAGUCUUAUUCUUGAUCAAGUUCAUAAACUCACUUCUCUUGAUAUUCCAGCUGCACAUAUGUCUGGUGGAAUAACAGAUAGUCAAGCAGACGGAAUAUAUAGAGAACUUUCAAAGAAAGAACCAGCUCUUAAAUUAUUAUAUGUAACACCAGAAAAGAUUUCUGCAUCUCAAAAAUUUUGCAGUCUUUUAACUACAUUAUAUGAAAGGGGAUUAUUGACAAGAUUUGUUAUUGAUGAAGCACAUUGUGUUAGUCAAUGGGGUCAUGAUUUUCGGCUUGAUUAUAAAAAAUUAAGGCGUCUUAGAGAAAAUUAUCCUAAUGUACCAAUCAUUGCAUUAACUGCAACAGCUACACCAAGGGUUAGAACUGAUAUAUUACAUCAGUUUAUGUCAAGUUUUAAUAGGCCCAAUUUAAGAUACAGCAUAAUUGCCAAAAAAAGUAAAAAUUGUUCAGAUGAAGUAAUAGCUAUGAUAAAAACGAAGUAUAAGAAUGAAUGCGGUAUUGUUUAUUGUUUAUCUCGUAAAGAUUGUGAUGAUUAUGCAAUGCAAAUGAAAAGAAAUGGCAUUAGAGCAUUUAGUUAUCAUGCUGGCCUUACAGAUAAUAAUAGAAGUGAUAUUCAAGGACGAUGGAUUUCAGAAGAAAUCAAAGUUGUCUGUGCAACAAUAGCAUUUGGAAUGGGUAUUGAUAAACCAAAUGUGCGAUUUGUGAUUCAUGCAGCUCUUCCGAAAUCUAUUGAAGGUUACUAUCAAGAAAGUGGGCGCGCUGGACGUGACGGAGACAAUGCGGAUUGUAUAUUAUUUUACAAUUAUGCUGAUAUGCAUAGGAUUAGAAAAAUGAUUCAAAUAGAUUGCUCAAAUCCUAAUGUAUUAAAAACUCACAUGGAUAACUUAUUUAAAAUGGUAUCAUUUUGUGAAAAUAAAACAGAUUGUCGCCGCGCGCAACAACUUAAUUAUUUUGGAGAAAUGUUUGAUCGACAACAAUGCAUUGAUAACAAAGCUACAGCAUGUGACAAUUGUAGAAUUAAAGACGAUUUCAUCAUGUUAGAUGCAACAGAUGAUGCAAAAAAGAUUAUAAAAGCUGUACAUGAUAUUAAUCAAUUAAGAAAUUCUAAGCUUACGUUAGUACUCCUUACAGAUAUAUUUAAGGGAAGUGACCUCAAAAAAAUAAGAGAAUUAGGUCUAGCUAAGCAUCCUUUAUAUGGUUGUGGAAGAUCGUGGAAUAGAUGCAACAUAGAACGUUUACUCCAUCAUAUGGUGCUCAAAGAAUAUUUACAAGAGCAGAUGUAUAUAAAUAAUGAAAUUGCUUGCGCUUAUGUAAAAAUUGGACCAAAUGCGAAUGAACUCAUGACAACAAAAGAUGUAAAGGUGAUAAUUCCUACGAGAUCAUCUACUAGUAAUACUACUGCUGUAGCAACAGUGUCUACAGUUACGAAAAAAAUUGAUAAUGUACUUCUGGAUCUACAAGAACGAUGUUACAAAGAAUUAAUGGAAAUAAUAAAAGGAAUUGCUGGAGCGCUUGAUAUUUCAACAUCUUCAGUUAUGAAUAUGAUCGCAAUUAGAGCAAUGAGUCAAAAGUUUCCAGAUACUGAAGAAGCUAUGCUGCAAAUCCCACAUGUAACUAAAGCAAAUUUUGAAAAAUAUGGGAAAGCAUUAUUAGAUAUUACACAAAAAUAUGCUGCAGAGAAAUGUGCAUUAUUAAACGAAGAAAAAGAAGAUAGUAAUAACGAUGAUGAUAAUGAUGAUGAUUUGUGGUAUAAUGAUACCAUCUCUAUUAAAUCCAAUAUAGUCCGUGGUAAAAAGCGUAAAGGCAAAAAUAGUUACCGAAAUGCAAAUAAAAAGAUCAAACAGGCAGCAUCAAGUUCACAAAAAAGAAAAACGAAAACAACGACGAAAGCAAAAAAUACAACCAAUAACUUAAAUAAAGGUCCGGGACUCAUGAGCCUUAGUCAAAACAGGAAUCCAUAUAAAUAUAUGCAGAUCAAUUAAGAUACUUGUUUUUUUUAUUGUAUAUUUAUAUUUAAAAAAGCGUAAUAUUCUCUGUAACUUAGGAUAUAAUGUGUCCGUAAUAUGAUGUUGGCACUUUUGCCAUUUUAACUCAAAAUAAGUAGUAUUAUGUAAUUAAAAAAUCUCUAAAAAAUAUGUAUACAGAAUUUUGUAACCAAAUGAUUUAUUUUUAAUAAUAACAAUUAAGUUAGAUUAUUGAAAGAUACUUUUCUAAUUUUUUAUUUGUGUAACAAUUUGAUAAAUAUGCAUUAUCUAUCAUUUAUCUAUAAUCCCAUAUUAUAUUUACAACAGAUACUACUUAUUUAUGUACAAGCAAAAGAUAUAUUAGAUGUUUAAAUAAAUAACUUUUUAUUAUAAUAUAACUUUAUUCUUUCAUAAAGUUAAAAUAAAGAUUUAAGCUAUUAAGUACUUUAUAACUAGUACAUUACAAUAUUCAUAAUUCAGGUUGCAUUAUUCUUGCUUGACGCUCUUCAUUUUUUAUAUGUUUUUUUAGCAAAUCCAUAACUUCAUUGUCAAAUUCAGAUGGAGUGGGUUUUGCACCAGUAGCCCAAUAAAAUAUGUCCCAAUCAUUGGAUGGCAAAUUGAUAAGACAAUCAUACAAAUGUAGUUGUUUAUCAUUAAAGCUAGAUAGGUAUUUCUUAGCAAAUGUACUUAAAAGAAGACCAUUUUCUAACAUACCACGUUUACGAGAUUGAUACAAUAGUCGAGCUUUUUUAAUAUCUUUACUUUCUUCGUUACGUUGGAUAUAUAGUGGUAUGUCAGGUUCUCGGCUUUCUGGAUGAAUCACAUCUUGAAAGUCAUCUUUAUAAUUCAUACGAGUUGUUGAAAUACAUCUUAUUAAAGGUUUAACUACAGGUACAAAGGAUUUUACAAAAACAUUCAUUUCUAUUCCUUUAUUUUUCUUACGUUAAGAUACAAAAUUUAUUACGUCUUUUUACGAUUAGGUUAAGAUUACAUCAGUUGAUAGAUGAAAUGUUUCUGUAGUUUCUUAAUUAUAUAUAUUCUUAAUGUUCACAUAUGACUUCUAACAUUUGUUAUUAAGUAAAGAGAGUAAAUUUAAUUUAUUCUGGUGCAGUUGUCACCACAAACACUUUUGUUGAAUCAAUUAUAGCUAUAGCUAUUUUACAUUUAUAUACUUAUUUUAAAUAUAAUUUCCUCAACCAUAGUCUGCCACUGCUUUAUUUGAAAUAGAUUUUUUAUGAUAAUAAUUUAUGCAAUUGAUGACAAAUUUUUGUUGAUUGCUGAUUCAAUUAUUAUGCUAAAUAUAUAUUACUAAAUUAUAAUUACAUGUACUAAAUUAUAAUUAAAUGUAAAUAAGAAUCCAAGGAAAUGAAACAAAAUGAUUUCUAAUUCAAAAAGCAAUGAUUCCAUUUCUCCAAUGAAAGACACAACAUUAAAAAAUAUUAGAGAUCACGAUGAAAAUGAGAUAUGUACAUCUAGUCCUAAUAUAUAUGAAAGAACUUUAAAUAGUAUUGCACGUGAAUGGAGUAUGUGUGAUAUAUUUGAAAUAAACAAAAGUGAAGAAGAAACGCAAUGUGAUAAUAACAAAGAAAAUGAAACAGAUUUGCAAACAAAAGUUACCAAACAAAAUAUUAUAACUCAUUCUCAAAAUAUGCUUAAUGAAACAAAUAGUCAUUGGCAGGACAAUACAUUUUUAAAUAAAGCAUUUACACAGUUGGAUCCUUGUAAAUUAAAAGAUAAUAUUUUGGAAUGCUUAAUUCAGGACAAACAUGAGAACUGCUUUGAAAAAACAAUUUCCACAGAAAUCAUAGAUUCAAUGCAUAUGCCAAAGAAGGAACAAAAUGUCAAAUUAAUAAAAAGAAAUUCAGAUAGUUGUAGCAGUACUGUCCCACAUAAAAUAUGUUGUUUAGAUAAUCAAAUGAUUAAACAAGGUACAAGUAUUCAUUAUAACAAUUCAGUAAACGAUGAUACAUUUUAUGGUUUACCAAAUAAAGCAAAGGAACUUUUUUUACAAAUUAGGGGUAUUAAUUCAUUAUACCAAUGGCAAGAUGAAUGUUUAAAUUUAGAUGCAAUAAAAAACAGGAAAAAUUUAAUUUAUGCACUUCCUACUAGUGGAGGUAAAACAUUGGUUGCAGAAAUAUUAAUGUUGCAAGAACUUAUAUCUAAUAAACGAAAUGCAAUUUUUAUAUUGCCAUUUGUUGCUAUAGUGCAAGAAAAAGUAAUAAUAUUAUGCAGUGCAAGAAAAAGCAUAAUAUUAUGUUCACUAUACAAUUUUUAUAAUAAUUAAUUACAAGAAGUAUAUAUUUAUUUAUAAUUUUUAGGUUCAAGCAAUGACACCAUUCGCACUUGAAUUAAAUUUUUUAGUCGAAGAAUAUGCAGCAUCAAAAGGAACUUAUCCUCCAAAAAAACGUCGUAAAAAAAAUAGCAUAUAUAUGUGUACUAUAGAGAAAGCAUUAGGUUUAAUAAAUAGCUUAAUAGAAGAAAAUCGUUUGAACGAAAUUGGUAUUAUAGUUGUUGAUGAGUUACAUCUUCUUGGAGAAAGUGGAGGCAGAGGAGCUACAUUGGAAGUUCUUUUAACAAAAAUAUUAUAUGUUAAUGAUAAUAUUCAUAUUGUUGCAAUGAGUGCAACAAUAGGUAAUUUAGAAGAAAUAGCAACAUUCUUAAAUGCAGAGUUAUAUACUGGAAAUUUUCGUCCUGUAGAAAUUAAGGAAUAUGUGAAAUGUGAAGAAAAUAUUUGGUUACUUGAUUUUAAAACGGAAGAAUUAUUAACAGAUGUAAAAAAAAUUAAUUAUCGGUAUUCAAAUGACGCGGCAAUGAUAGAUCCUGAUCGAAUCGGAGGUUUGGUAAUGGAUGUAAUUCCAGAAAAUUCAUGUCUCAUAUUUUGCUCAAGUCGGAAAAAUUGUGAAAAUGUUGCUCUGUUACUAUGUAGAAUUUUAUUCAAAUCAUUCGAAAAUUACAAAAAAGUUGAAAAGGAAAAUUUAUUAAAUGCUCUUAAAAGCGAAGAAGGCCUUUGUCCUAUCUUACAUAAAACCAUAAAAGUGGGUGUGGCUUAUCAUCACUCUGGUCUUACAUCUGAAGAAAGACGAUUAUUGGAAGAUGCUUUUAAAGCAGGUACUUUGUGUGUAAUAUGUUGUACAUCAACAUUAGCAACUGGAGUAAAUUUACCAGCCAGAAGGGUGAUAUUAAGAAGUCCAUACAUUGGCAACCAAUUUCUAAAUUUAAGUAGAUACAAACAAAUGAUAGGAAGAGCUGGUCGGGCUGGUAUGGGAAAUAUAGGAGAAAGUAUACUUAUAUGCAAAAAUAAUGAAUUAGAAAAGGUAACAGAACUUUUAAGAUCUAAAAUGGAAGAUUCCUUAAGCACAAUACACGUGGAAAGAGAUAGAGGUAUAAAUAAUUUAAUUUUAAGUGCUAUAUUAUUACAAAUAGCGACGACUAGACUUGAAUUACACAAAAUAGCCAAAAGGACAUUACUCAAUAUUCAGCAAAAACGUUUAAAUGUGAAUAUUAAACAAAUCGUGGAUGAAACAUUAAGUGAAUUUCUAAAAGCUAGUGUUAUGAAAAUAAAGAAAAAAGAAAAAAAUGUUGACAAAUUCAAACCAAAUAUAAGUGUUGUUUUUCCGUCACAAAAUACAUCUUCUAACGACACAAAAGAAAGAAAAGGAAAAAGAAUAUUAGAGCUUACUAAUGAAACUGAAUUAGAAUUAUGCAGUCUUGGACGUGCAGCUAUGAAAGCUUGUAUUAAUAUGCAGUGUGCAUAUACAUUGUAUCAAGAUUUAAAAAAGGCUCAAGAACAUUUAAUUCUUAUUGAUUAUUUACAUCUUUUAUAUCUUGUUACUCCUUAUGAUUUAAUAUCUCAGAUAAAACUAAACGGAUUAAUUUAUUACGAUGUGGAUGUGGAACCAAGAGUGAUUCACAGAUUUUAUGUAACACUAAUAUUGUAUGAUUUGUGGUCUCAACAUGCAGUAUACGCUAUAGCAGAAAAAUAUGAAAUAAAUAGAGGUAUUGUACAAAAUCUUUUGACUGCUGUAUCAUCGUUUGCAUCUUCUGUGAUUCGAUUUUGUCAGGAAUUGGAUGAAUUUUGGGCAUUUAAAGAUUUAUUAAAUAUAUUUAGUAAAAAAUUAUCAUAUUGUUGUCCUCUGGAAUUAGAGGCAUUGAUGGAUUUGCCUUUAGUCAAAAUUGGUAGAGCACGUCAAUUGUAUAACGCGGGGUUUAGAACAGUACAGAUUAUAGCUAAAGCUCAACCAAUGGAUUUGCAAAAUAAAAUUCCAUAUCUGAGUAAAAAAACUGCGACACAGAUCAUUGGAGCUGCCAAAUUACAAAUAGUGGAAAAAUUAGAAGAUUUAAAGGAAGAAACACAAAAUGUUUUAAAUGGUAUACAUAUGAAUAAUUUGAGGGGUUUUUAAUUGUAACAUAGUACAUUAUAUAAUCUUAUAUAUCUAACAUCAUGCAUUAUAAUUUAGCUAUAAAACUUUAUUAAUUAUGAAUGAAAUACUUAUAAUAUUUGUAUAUUAUCUUAAAAUUUUUAUGAAUUGUGUUAAGCAUUUUAAGAAUAAUAGAUUUUUUAAAGUUAUUUAUGAAUAAAAUAGGUACAAUAUUUAUUAUUUUAAAGUUUUUAUAAAUGUGCCAAACAGACCAAUGUAUUCAAAGAAUAAUACAUUGUUUAAGCUGGCACAGAUAUUAAAUGUCCAAAAUGUGAUUGAUUUCAUUUGAAAAGGAUAUGACGUCAAAACAUUAUGGAACAUAUUUUCCAUAUCUUUAUAAUUAUUUUUAUUGGACGAAAUACAGUAAAUACAACAAAAUAAAUUUUACUAAAAAUUUUAAUGAAAUGUGUAAUAUUAUCAUUGCUUAUAACCUAACGUUUUUUAUACAAACAUGGUCUUAAUGUAAUAGAAGGUAAUUUAUUUUUUUUAUCGCUAAUGUCUCCUUCUUUUUUAAAAUCUAAAAAGUAGAAUAAAUUGUGAGAUAAAUCUUUCCAAAUAUUUUUGAAACCAUAACCAUUUAUUGCGUUUAUAAAAUCCUCUACUCGUUCAAAUCGACUUUCAACUUCAGCUAUCUUUAAUAUACCACCUUUUUUAAGAACUCUACUUGCUUCUAUAAUGUAAUCUUUAAGAUUAGUUCCCAUAAGUGAUAGGCAAAAUACAACAACAUUAACACUAUUUGUUAAUAAGGGUGUAUGUGCUAUAUCACAAGCAGUCACAUUUUUGUUUAGAGAAACAAGAUCAAAAGAAUGUACUUUAUGAGGAACUGUAGUAGCAAGUCUUGCUUCUCCACAUCCAAAAUCAGCAAUUAUGUAUUGCUUUGGCCUAUGACAUGAUUAAUUGAAGCUAUCACAUUAUCAAGGGGGUUUACAGGCCAUUGUUCAACUUGUUGUUUAUAUCCUUCAUGAUAUGCCUUAAAUGCAUCAGGAUCAUUUUUAAAAUAUUUUUUAGAUUCUGAACUUUCGUUAUUAUAAAGAGUUUCAUUUAAAUAUCUGAAUCUAGAAGCUUUUAAUUUAGUCAUCAUUUUUUGUCUUAAAGAUUGCGGUUUCAUGUUUACUUUUUGCUGUUUUUGUUCUUUUUGUUUAUUAGAAAGUAAUUCCUGCAAAUGUUUGAUAUUUAAGUUAUGAUUUCUGGUUACUUGAGGAUCAUCAUUUUUCUUUUUGGAAGUUAUUGAAAAUUUACUAUUUCUUUGUUUCAAUUUCUUUUCUAAUACUUUAUUUAAAUUUUUUUUUUCAUUUAAUUUUUGUUUCUUUUUUGUUUCAGGUUCCAUUUUCUUUGCAAUCUUAUUAUCAUUAAUUGUACUCUUAGAUUGAUCAGAAAUUUUAUUCUUUUUAUUUUGUUUCUGACGUUUUAAUUUUUUGUUAUUAAGGUGCUGAUUUUUUUUAUUUUGAACUUGUUUUCUUACUUUACUUCUACUUUUGUUCUUUACAUUUACUACUUUUAUAGUGUCAGAAUUUAAGAAGUCAGUACAAAUACGUUUUUUGUCAUUCUUGCAUAUUUGUUUUACAGUUUUAUUUAAUUUAUUUUUUGUAGAUUUACUUUUGAACUUCAAAUUCUGAUCUUUAAGAAUGGCGGGUUUAAGUUUAUUUUCGUCGUCUUCUGUCGAUUUUUUCUUUUGACGAUUAUUUUUUUGUUUGACGGUCAUAUUUUUGUCAGAUUUUUUUGCAUCUGUGGCAUUUUUUAAUUUUUUAGCCAUAUUAGUCUUCUAUUAUACUCCUUUGUACGAAACUACGAAUGUUAAUAAAAAUAUAUUUUUACUUUUCACUCUCUGUGGUCUACGAAGAAAGAUCAACACACCUGAUAUGAUUUCUCUCUCUUUUAACUACUUAAAAAAAAUAUUUAAAAGUAUAAGUGGCGGCAGCACGGUAUCUAAUAAAGUAUUCAAGUCUCGAAGUUGUGAUUUAUAUCAUAAAAAUGUUUAAUACAUUCACAAUAGAUGGCGUUUAUUAUAGUAAUUGAUAAGUGCUGCCAUGUUAGACAAGUAAAGGAUAUUGAC